Molecule: messenger RNA, 3484 nt
Organism: Sinocyclocheilus anshuiensis
Lineage: Eukaryota; Metazoa; Chordata; Actinopteri; Cypriniformes; Cyprinidae
Product: pro-neuregulin-2, membrane-bound isoform-like
Exons: 11
Coding region: 27-2156 (709 amino acids)
Biological process (GO): intracellular signal transduction; animal organ development; nervous system development
Molecular function (GO): signaling receptor binding
Source: RefSeq, a predicted model, not a curated record
GCCGCCACUGAGCCACAGCAGACGGCAUGAGGAGGCUUGAUCCGGUGCAUUUCUCCAUGCUCAUCAUCGGGGUCUCCUUCGCCUGCUACGCCCCGAGUUUGGAUUCGCUGCAGGACCAGGCAUACCGAUCGGCCGUGGUGAUCGAAGGCGAGGUGAGCUCGCUUCCCGAGAACGUCUCCGUGGAGCCCUACAGUGUGAAUGUCAAAGUACUGGACGUGUGGCCGGUGAACAGCGGCGGGCUGGAGCGCGAGCAGCUCGUCACCGUCGGGGAAUUCGGCUCCGAGGCUCCGUGCGUGGCGGUGGAGAAACACCACAGAUAUAUCUUUUUCAUGGACCCUACGGAGGAGCCUUUAGUAUUCAAAGCCUCGUUUGCUCCUCUGGACAGCACAGAGCAGACCCUCAAGAAAGAUGUGGAGAGCAUAUUGUGUGAAGACUGCGCAUCAGCUCCGAAGGUGAAGCCCAUGGAUUCUCAGUGGCUCCUGGAAGGUAAAAAGUUGACACUCAAGUGUGAAGCUGUGGGCAACCCGAGCCCCUCCUUCAACUGGUACAAAGAUGGCAGCCAGCUCCGCAAGAGGAAAGACAUCAAAAUCAAAUCCAACAAGAAAAAUUCAAAGCUUCACAUCAGCAGACUGAGACUGGAGGAUUCUGGGAACUACACCUGUGUGGUGGAAAACUCGCUGGGCAGAGAGAACGCCACCAGCUACGUCAGCAUCCAAAGCAUAACCACUACAUUGUCUCCGGGCUCAAGUCAUGCCAGGAAGUGCAAUGAAACUGAGAAGACAUACUGCGUUAACGGUGGAGACUGUUAUUUCAUACAUGGUAUAAAUCAGCUGUCCUGCAAGUGUCCAAAUGACUAUACCGGUGAACGCUGUCAAACCUCCGUUAUGGCCGGUUUCUACAAGCAUCUUGGAAUUGAAAUCAUGGAGGCUGAGGAGCUGUACCAAAAACGUGUGCUGACGAUAACGGGCAUCUGCGUGGCACUGCUGGUGGUUGGCAUCGUGUGUGUAGUGGCAUACUGCAAAACCAAGAAACGAAGGAAGAAGAUGCAUAACCACCUGCACCAGAACAUGUGUGCAGAGCAUCCGAACAGCAUGCUGGCCAACGGACCCAACCAUCCCGGCCUCGUCCCUGAGGAAAUCCCCAUGGUGGAUUAUAUAUCUAAGAAUGUCCCAGCAACGGAGCGAGUAGUACGACAUGGAACAGAGACAUCAGGCAAUUUCUCGGGCAGCCGAAUGUCGUCACGAUCCCACCAUACCUCCACAGCUUCUCAUGCUUCCAGUCACCGGCACGAGGAGCGCACAUGGAGUAUGGAGCGGACGGACAGCAUGCACUCUGACUGUCAGUCGGGGGCGAUCUCUUCCUCCGUUGGCACCAGUAAAUGCAGCAGCCCGGCGUGUAUGGAGGCUCGUGCCCGCCGUGCUGCAUACUGUGGUUAUCCUGAUGCUACACAGUGCCCCCUACAGUACGGAGACUCUUACGAUUCCCUGCGGGACUCACCUCACAGUGACAGGUACGUGUCUGCUCUGACCACGCCGGCGCAUCUAUCUCCGGUGGACUUUCACUCCUCACUGCCCCCGCAGGUGCCUACCUUUCAGAUCACCACGCCCAACGCCAACCAUGCCCUCUCGCUGCCGCCCGCCGCCUCUGCCAUCGCCAUGGCGGCCUACUCGCCCGACGAUGACCAACCCCUCCUGCACCGCUACCGCCGAUCCCGACGCCCAUAUUAUGCGGCGGAGAGCACGGGCUCCCUCCCGUCCAGCCCGUACCGCUUUGUGGAUGAUGAGGAUUAUGAGACCACGCAGGAGUACAUGUCCUCCCGAGAGCAGCCGAAGAAGAGCAGCAGUGGCCGCCGUUGGCGCAGAAGGUCACGGGUCAACGGCCACGUGUCGCAGCGUACGCCGGGCCCCAGGAACUACAGCUCUCAAAGCUGCCUGUCAGAUAGUGAGUGGGAGGACGAUGUGGUUGGCGACCUCGGCCACGGCGAGAGCACGCCGUUUCUCAGUAUGCAGAACAUGAAUGCCACAGAACCGGCCACCAUCUACCGACCCAACGACACGCGGACUUUCAGCAACACGGGACGCUCGGGCUCCCGUGGCAACGUGCAGGCCAACAAACUGUCACAGUCGCGGUCCAGACCGGACAAUGCACCCCUUUAAAAAAGAACAGUAAGAGCAAGGACGAACAAACUUGCAUAGGCGCGAAAAACAAAUGAUAUGCUAUAGACCUGCACCUAUGAGAAAUAUUUUUUAUUUUGUAUAACAGACAGAUAUUCUAAACAAAGGAAAUAUUUAUUUUCAUUUCAGCAAAAAUUGUCUACUAGCUAGCAGCAAAGACUUUUUUUAUAGGGGGAAAACUAUUUAUAUGUAAUUCCUUUUUUUUAUUAUUUACAGCAUUACGAAGAAGAAUUACGUGCCAAUUUUUUCACAAGCUAGAAAUAGAAUAAUAUUGUGGUGCCUUUUGCUGUUUGCCGACGAGGGAGAUUCAGUUGAAUUUUUGUAGCCUUUCUUAAAAACAGACUCUUGGGUUUUAUAGACAUGUUUUCCUGUUUUUUCUUUGUUCGUUAGUUUAAUUUCUUCAGGAUCUCCCCAUUUGAACUGUGAUAUUAUUCAGACACCAUGCAAUAUCGAAUCACUUCUGUGUAAGGUGUUUGUUUACAUGAGUAGGAUUCACGCGCACACAUAACUGACGUUAAAUCACAUCGGAUGCCGAUUCGUUCGAGCAUCCGAGCGCCGUUUGUGUUCGACUUUAGUUUCUACGUUUUCUUUUCUGUCAACUGGUUGUUGCAUAUUGUUUCCAUGGAAACAGAGGUACGCAGGAGUUCACAGGGCAUGACGCUGGGUCGCAGUAUCGGCCCUGGUGUUCAGGGUUUUCAAAAUGGUGGUCUGUGCGUCCAAUGAAUGUGUUUACACUUCUGUCCGUGUGCGUGAGAGUAUCGUUGAACCUCAGUGUAUACGUACGUGUCUUUGUGUACGCAGUUUCGUGCGAGAACGCGUUUCAUUCGUGCGUUCGCGUUGUGUUUGUCUUCAGGUUAACGUUUCGAGCACGUGUGUGUGUUGUGAGUUUCGACGUGCGCCUGUGUGUGUAUACGUAUGCUUGUACUCUUUUUAGGAUGUUGGCUUUGUCGAAAGGGAGCUCUAUUACGUCACCAGGUUAUCGCUAAAUGGUUAAACCGGACCCCCUAGUGGUGACACGAGCUCAUUGCACUGUAACCUUCCUUCGUUCCUUGUGUAGUCAUUGGCCUGCGGAGGAACCAAUCCAGCCUGAUUCUAGCCUACACGGACCUACAUCUCUCUCCCACACCUUCCCAUUCCUAUGCCAGCAGCUUUAAGCCGCACUGUGUCUCAGGACUUUUCAUUGAAAUCUGCAUUGCCCAUAAAACAGAUUCAUUACUGCCCGUCGUGUCUGCAUCAUGCUGGGAAGACGAUGAAGAACGAUACGACCAGAUGUGUUUGUCUGCGAAACGCUCCAUGUUUUGUUGGUUUUC